AACUAACAAAAUGCAAUGUAUAAGCAAAAAAAUGUGGUUCUGAACCAUUGGCUGCCGCCAUUUCCAAUGGUGCGAAGAGGGCGCUUCUUGUGCAGUGAAACAUCCAAGUUUUUCAACCAAAAACAAACGCCUACCCACCGGCCAAUAAAACAAGUUACAAAAUCCAAUUUCUCCGAUUCACUAUCCCAACUUAAAACCCAAAUAUCCGGUUCCGAUUUCGUGGCGGUUUCGUUGCAGAAAACGGGUAGUUAUUCGUCGCCGUGGCAUCGUAUUCUGCCCUUUGACACGGCUGAAAUCGCAUACUUGAAAGCUAAAUAUGCUGCUGAAAGAUUUCAGAUUUUGCAGUUUGCUGUUUGCCCUUUUUCAAUUAGGGCUGAUGCUAAUCAUUAUAAGCUUAUUGCUCACCCGUUCAACUUCCAUUUGUUCCCACGGGAUGAGCUAAAACUAGGGAUGCCAUGUUAUAGCUUUUCAUGCCAACCAUCGUAUAUAGCUUCAAUGGCUAAAGAAGAUUUUGAUUUCAAUGUUUGCAUAUAUGAUGGUAUAUCAUACUUGUCCAGAGCACAAGAAACAGCGGCAAAACAUUUGACAGGAAAUCCAGUUUCAAGUAAUUAUGCGGUCCAACCUUCAACCACUCGCUCAGUUGCAGAUAAUGUGUUUGUUGAAAGGAUUAAAUCCAGGGUUCGGAACUGGAUCAGUGCUUGUAAACGUUCAGACAUGAGAUCUGAAGAUGCUUUAGUUAGUUCUCUUAGGAGACUUAUAUUAGGAGGUGAAGAGUAUGGAUCAAGACCAUCUUUAAAUAUAGAUGUUUGCAGCGAACGUCAAGUACAGCUCGUAUUUGAGAUGGUGAAGUCUCAUUAUUCAAAUGUUGUACCUUUGGCAAUCACCUCAAAAGGAGGAGGAACUCAAUUUGUUCGGGUUGUUUUGACAAGUUCACAAGAAGAUAGGGAACUUUUAAAGAAAGAGCUUAGAAACAUGGAAGAGGAACAAAGCAGACGUCUGUGUGGCUUUCGAGAAGUGAUUGAUUUUAUUUCUGCUUCUCAGAAACCUAUAGUUGCCCACAACUUACUCAAUGUGUUUCAUGCAGAUUUUACAUUUAUACAUUCCAAAUUUCUAUAUCCACUCCCACCCACGAUGGAUGAGUUCACAAGCUCGCUGCAUUCAGCCUUCCCUGACAUACUUGACGUCAAUCAUCUAAUGAAGGAAAUCAGCCCUCUAACUAAAUAUAGCAGCUUACCUGCAGCUACGUCUUACUUGAAAAGAAAUUUCUUUGCACCUAUUAAAAUGGUGAUUCCUCAAAAAGGUAGCAUGGAGGAAAGCAAGAAUCAUGGUCAUGGUGUGGUGAGAAUAAGCGAGUUAUUUGCUAAACUCUGCUUCAUCCUAAGGAUCCUGCCACAAGCCGAAUACCACAACCCUGACGGGCCUUCUCUUAAACGCUACACAAAUGUUUUCAGUCCGGAUUCCAACAAUUUCCAAGACUCUGAUGAGGCCGAUGACAUCAGCAUAUGGACUAAUAAUCCAAUGAAAAUCAGCAUCAACAAUCUGGUUUUCCUUUGGGGUUUCAGAAGUGGCACAUCUGCUGGUAAAUUGAAGAAUUUGCUCUCUAAGUCUCACAAUCUGUUGUCUGAAGAUCAUGCUUUUGAUGUUCGGCUAGUGGACAAUAGUUGUGCUGUUAUUGUGUUCUGGAAAGAUGGACUGUCAGAAUGGUUUCUUGAUGCUAUUGAUUCUGGAGAUGGGCUUAGGGAACUGGCGGCAGAAGGGAUGAUGGCUGCAGGCUAUGACACAUAUAAGCGAAUUUGUGAAUCCGAGAUAUUAGGUGUAGAUUUGGCUGAUUCGUUAGCGGAGUUUGAUAGGAUAUCGGAGGCUCAUACAAAGGAGCCUCAAGAAGUAUACUGGAAUAGUGACCUGAUGAUUAACUUUGAUGAUCUCUGAUGUUAAACAAUGUAACUUAGUCUAGGUAGAUGUUAGAUCUGGAUCCACAGUUGUUUUUUUUUUUUUUUUUAAUGGUAUUUGUUGUUCUCACUUGUUAUAAAGCUCAUACAAUAUACUAUAUCCUUUUUCGGAUUAACAUUUAAACAAAUUCAACAAAGCAGCCUUAUUAGAUGCAA
Messenger RNA from Erigeron canadensis, 2105 nucleotides. Its product is annotated as poly(A)-specific ribonuclease PARN-like. NCBI's taxonomy places the organism in Eukaryota, Viridiplantae, Streptophyta, Magnoliopsida, Asterales, Asteraceae. Bases 16 to 1929 code for a protein of 637 amino acids. Gene Ontology annotation, molecular function: RNA binding; 3'-5'-RNA exonuclease activity. The record is from RefSeq and is a predicted model, not a curated record. The transcript is spliced from 8 exons. Gene Ontology annotation, cellular component: cytoplasm.